Molecule: messenger RNA, 2120 nt
Organism: Talaromyces stipitatus ATCC 10500
Lineage: Eukaryota; Fungi; Ascomycota; Eurotiomycetes; Eurotiales; Trichocomaceae
Product: ATP dependent RNA helicase, putative
Exons: 3
Coding region: 108-2120 (670 amino acids)
Cellular component (GO): intracellular anatomical structure; catalytic step 2 spliceosome
Molecular function (GO): RNA binding; ATP binding
Source: RefSeq, a predicted model, not a curated record
AUCGACAAUGGGAUAUAGCUCCCAAGUCUUGGAUAUGACCAUAUGGGCUCUUUAUUGUCAAAUCAGGUGGAUCAGGAGGAAGUCAUAUCUUCCUGAAAGUCGGUCCAAUGGCUGAUGAGCUCAAUCUAUCUUCGACCUUUAUUCCCGCCCUGUAUAAGCCUUCAUCGCUUCUGUCCAUUGCUCGAUAUAGGGAGAAGCUUUUAUACCUUAUUGAGGCUUUCCCGGUAACGAUAGUUGUUGGGCAGACUGGAAGUGGCAAAACGACACAAUUACCCCAAUUCCUGGAUCAAGCAGGAUGGACGGCCGAUGGGAAGGUCAUUGGGGUGACGCAGCCGCGUCGAGUAGCAGCGACUACAGUUGCUCGCAGAGUCGCUGAUGAAAUGCGGUGCAAGCUGGGAGAAGAAGUAGGCUAUUCAAUCAGAUUUGAGGACGUCACAUCCGCUGCUACAAGAAUCAAGUUUCUUACAGAUGGGUUGUUACUUCGAGAAGCACUUGUUGACCCUUUGCUGUCUCGUUACUCAGUGAUUAUGGUCGAUGAGGCUCACGAACGUUCUAUCAGCACUGAUAUUUUGCUUGGAAUACUGAAGAAGAUAAUGAAGAAACGUCCUGAGCUCCGCAUUAUUAUCAGCAGUGCUACUUUGCAAGCUGAGCAGUUCUUACGAUUUUUCUGUGGCGAUAAGGCGAUCAUUGAAGGACAGGGUGAAGAACUUGGAGGCGAUGUUGGGCGCAUUAUUAGUCUUGAAGGCCGAAUGUACCCGGUUGAUAUCCUUUUUCUGGAGAGCCCAGCGGAGGAGUAUGUUGAAAGGGCCAUUAAGACGGUCUUUGAUAUCCAUUCUCAAGAGGACGAAGGUGACAUACUCAUCUUCCUGACUGGGCGAGAAGAGAUUGAACAGACAGUCCAAAUGAUCUCAGAACGAGCUGCUAUGCUCCAUCCAAAAGCAAAAUCCCUACUUCCGCUCCCUCUCUACGCUGGCCUAACUACAGAACAACAAAUGUAUAUUUUUGAACCUACGCCAGAAAACACGCGCAAAGUGGUGGUAUCGACAAAUAUUGCCGAGGCCUCAGUGACAAUUGACGGGGUUGUUUUUGUUAUUGAUUGUGGAUUUGUCAAGAUCCGGGCUUACAACCCAAAGACCGGCAUUGAGACAUUGACAGCGACGCCGAUAUCUAAAGCCUCAGCAACGCAACGUGCCGGUCGAGCCGGAAGAACAAAGCCGGGUAAAUGUUUUCGUCUAUAUACCCAACAUUCCUACGAGGCGUUACCUGACAUGGGCAUACCGGAGAUUCAACGAUCAAACUUGGCACCGGUUGUCAUGCAGCUGAAAGCUCUUGGUAUUGACAAUGUCGUACGCUUUGACUUUCUUUCGCCCCCUCCUGCUGAAUUGAUGACGCGUGCGCUAGAGCUUCUGUACUCCCUCGGAGCAGUGGAUGACUAUGCCAAACUGACAAAACCUACGGGAUAUCGUAUGGCCGAACUCGGUGUUGAGCCAAUGCUUGCCAAGGUCUUACUCAGUGCAUCUAGUUUUAAUUGUUUGAGCGAGAUUCUCUCUAUUGCUGCCAUGCUCAGCUUACAGGGCUCCCUGUGGGUACAGCAUGACGGUGGUAAAGACGAAACAGAAGGCGCACGAAGGAAGUUUGCAGUUGAAGAGGGAGAUCAUAUGACGUAUUUGAAUGUGUAUCAGGCAUUCAUCACCAACGGCAAGAAGGACUCGAAAUGGUGCAGAGACAAUUUGCUUAACUAUAAGUCCUUGACUCGAGCUGUAAGCGUUCGUGCCCAGUUGAAGCGCUAUCUUGAGCGGUUUGGAUUGGAAGUCGAUUCGAAUCCUUCAAUCUCUUCUGCUUCAACAGAUAUCAACAAAGCAGAGCAGAUCCGCCGGUGUCUCACCACGGGAUACUUUGCACAUGCUGCCAAAAUGCAGCCUGACGGGAGCUUCAGGACCGUGAGCGGGGGGUUGACUUUACAUACUCACCCGAGCUCAUUGAUGUUUAACCGCAAAGCUGAUUGGGUCAUAUUCCAUGAAAUCCUGGAAACCGGAGAAAAGACCUUCAUCCGCGAUAUCACCAAGAUUGAGAGAAGUUGGCUGGUGGAAUAUGCUCCUGAAUACUAUCGAUUAUCAUAG